GGUAAGGUUCAACAUUGACAAAGACCUCUCCAUUUACCCCCUCCCCCUCCCCCCUCCUCCAACACAACAUGCCUCCACGAUUACCAGCGCUCGCUUCCUAUUGUCGCGCGACGCCAGCUUUGGCCACGCCUUUGGCUGCAUUCCUUGCACCAUUGAUGCAAGCAAGGAACGCUUCGAUUCUUUCAUCUUUGUCGGACAACUCUGGGGCGUAUAAUAAACGUAUACGAAGAGGUCGAGGUCCAUCUUCGGGAAAGGGAAAGACAUCGGGACGUGGUCAUAAGGGUCAGAAGCAGCAUGGAAAAGUACCAGCACGAUUCCAGGGUGGUCAAACACCACAAGAUGUUGUGCACGGUGUGAGGGGGUUUGAGAAUCAUUUCUCCGUUGAUAUGUCCCCAAUAAAUCUUAAUCGCAUACAAGAUUGGAUUGAUCAAGGUCGACUUGAUCCCACACGACCCAUUACUUUGAAGGAAUUGGCCGACUCUCGAUGUUUGCACGGAGUGAAGGACGGAGUAAAGCUGCUAGCGAGAGGCAAGGGGGAGUUGAAGACGCCAAUUAAUAUUCUGGUAUCUCGCGCUUCGGCGACAGCAAUCGAGGCCGUGGAGGCGCUUGGAGGAACAGUCACAACCAGAUUCUAUACAAAACCAGCGAUUAAGAGACUUUUAGCGGGAGAAUCUGUCUCUAGUUCUGUCCCACUUUCAGCAAUCGACGCCCAGUUGGUAAGCGACUCUCCAAUUCUCACAGCCGCUGCUGCCGCGUCACCAUUCUCCUACCGCCUGCCAGAUCCCACAAGUCGUAAAGAUAUCGAAUACUAUAGAGAUCCGGCGCACAGGGGCUACUUAAGUCAUACCGUGGAGGAGGGCCAAGGACCAAGUUUGUUCUUUAGGGCUCCACGAACUGGAAAUUUCCAAAAGAAAUCGAAGAAGACAGGUACAGGUGCUGCAGCGAGUGCCAACAGGAUAUGGUAAAUGUUGCCACUGUAUAUUAAAUAUAUGUAAUGGCUAUGACGUAUUUCGAUACGGAUCGAGCAAGAGUUUUGCAAAAAAAAAAAAAAAAUUGAUGACAGAACGCCAUUCAUUGAACUAUCAACUUGCAGAACUGAAGGCAACAGAUGUUGUUGAUUCAUUCCGGCUAUUACAAAUACUCUUAUCUCUCCAUGAGUAUACCAUACUCUGAUUCAGCAAGGACGGAAUAUAGAGUCAGGUGGUCGACUCUCAUCUUGCUCUGGUAUGGUUUGGUUUAAAGCUUUGCAGCCAGGUCAUAUUUGAUCAAGAGAUGAAUGCUUGCAUGUGUAAUGAACCCUCAAAUAGUACCCCGCAGACUGAAUAUAUCAGUGAUCGAGCAUCAAACGUUUUGUGUAAAGACAUUUGUAGUCUUAUGUUUGCUCAUCCUACAGCCUACUCAUAUAUCUACAACACCCGAUGUUUGAUCUCACAGUGACUAUACGAUCUAUCACCAAGAUGAUGAGUAGCUGUGAUAAUUUCAUGUGCCAAGGCUUCUUAAAGACGAGAAAUCUAAGUAUCGAAGAAACCACCACCUGGAUCUUGUGCAUAAAUUAAAGGGGUCUACAUGUUUAGACGACA
Molecule: messenger RNA, 1580 nt
Organism: Botrytis cinerea B05.10
Lineage: Eukaryota; Fungi; Ascomycota; Leotiomycetes; Helotiales; Sclerotiniaceae
Gene: Bcmrpl10
Product: Bcmrpl10
Exons: 2
Coding region: 69-965 (298 amino acids)
Biological process (GO): translation
Cellular component (GO): mitochondrial large ribosomal subunit
Molecular function (GO): structural constituent of ribosome
Source: RefSeq, a predicted model, not a curated record